AUGAGAUAUCGGGUUCUUCUGCUAAAACGAUGGCUCGAUCCUGAAGAUGUGCAAUUUUGGCAUGGACUUGGAGUGGCAGAUCAUGAGUACGACGACGAAAUGCCAUUGAAGGCUCAGUUGAAGAGAAGAAUAACCGUAACGUUCCCAAUCGAUUUUCCACUAAAGGUUGGAGAUGUGGUCUACGCGGAGAAAAUGGGGGAAAUGAAGUUUUGUGAGGGAUAUUGUCAAGUAAUAGAUUCGUUUCCAACGGCGCAAUUUCAGGGAGAACAACGUGUUACGAUCAAUUUGGUGCCAGUGGUGUUUUCAAUAAACUUUUUGAAUCAUCAAUCGGGAGAGGCAUUCAUCGGUUGGAGUCCCGAAGUUGGAGUUGUCAUCGCCCCAUCACUCGAUUUGCGUCCUUUGAAUAAGUUUUCUCCAUACGAAGUUUACUACUGUCGUCUAAUUUGCAGUUUAUUUUCGGAUAACGAAGCCCUCAAACUUCAAAUGAGCAAGGAUCAUGGCGCUUAUUGGUGUGCAACAACAAUCGAAAGAUGUAGCGCACGAUGUGAAGUUGAUGAGGCAGAAAAAAUUGCAAAGGCUUACAAUCAACCACCAAACGACGGUCGAUAUCACUUUUACUUAAAGUCGGAGCCGUUUUGGAUGACUCCACGUGUUUCAUAUAGCGCAGAGCCACCGCAAAUUGAGCAUACCAAGACUACGUCAAAUCAACCGAGCAUAGAGCUAAUGAAGAGUAGCCUUUACACAGCUUCGUUUGAAAAAUGUUUAAUUUCUUGUGCAACACUUCACGAUCUUAAAAUCGUUACCGAUGUUGGAGUUCUGGUCGAUGUAAGCCUUGGGGGUCAUGUUUACACGGCAACAGGCUUGAAACAGCUCCGCUCGCACAAUCCGAUGCACCUUGGAAAAUUUGUCGAAAUUCGUGGUGUUGAGGGUCCAAGCAAUAUAAAUACAACAAUGAGAGUUGCAAGAAACCCAGAUAAAAGAUCUAUAGAGUGGAUUAAUUGUCGGCUGGCAGCCCCAACAGACUUACCGAUACCACAGGGAAUGUUUGACUUGAAUUGUGUAACACUACGACCAAACGUACAACCUCAAGUUUUGAUGACAACGAUUUUUGCUAUCGAUUUGAAUCAAAGAAAGCUGCUCCCAUUUCACCCAUUUCUCCGAGCGGAUCUCAUCAAACUGUCAGAAGCAAUGCUGACGAUCGACUUACUUCAAACGCCCGAUGAACCGGUUGUCGCUGACUUGUUAUAUGAUGGAAUUAACGGAUGGACGGUUGUUGCUAUUCGUAACUACAAUGCAAAGGAAAGGCCGAUCGUAGCUAAAUGUUUGAAUCGUGAGAUGACUUGUGAUUAUGGCCCCAUUGUACACAAGGCAUGGCAUCCAAUCAAGGACAAGCAAGCUAUCGAAAUCUCGGGAUGGGUGAUUGCUUUACAAAGGGAAUUCGCCUUCAUAUGGCCGUGUUUACCAGCCAAACAUUCGAAAGGAUGGGUUGUGAUUAAGCGAAGUUGCGUGCCGAUGUUGGCUAGUCUCGGAGACUUCGUACAUUUGAGUGCCGUCGAGAUCGAAUAUACAGCUGCUAAGCCGGCACCAAUUGAACUGCAAUAUAGCAGCGAUCAGAUCCUUCGGUGGACUUAUGGUUUUGAGCUUGAAAUGAAAAGAAUUGUAUACGAGAAAACGGCAGAAGUUACGGUGUGGUUAGUGUUUUAUUUAUUGGACAAUCCAGAUUCUUACUGGAACCCGACCGAAAUUGAAAGACCAGAGAAGGGAAAUUGGAUUUACGAUGCGACUUAUCGGCAUCAGGUUUUCUGCACCGAUCGACAACUUAACGAUAUAUCGGGUCGUGUAAUGGAACUUGAAAGCGAGCCCGGUGCCGGUAAAGUCGAGUAUAUUAUUCUACCCUGCCUCUUGAACGCGAAACAAAAAGCCCCAAAUUCUGAGCAUAGACAAAUUCUGCGCCUAGACAAAAGGAUCAUUCUAAAGGAGGAAGUCAGGAAAACUGCAGUUUACGCAAAUAUGCCUACAAGAUAUAAGGAUUUCAUGAUGAGAAAACAUCACCAAGGUGUGCAUAAGGGUGUGAAACGCGAAACGAAAAUGACCCAUCAGGACAAGGUGGCGGUGAACGAGAUCCUCAUCAACCACGUGAAAAUAACAACAAUGAGUGAACAAAGGAAUGAAAGCUCGGAGGGUCUCGAGGCGGUGAUAUCGAAUCAAGUAUUGAUAAUGGAUUCGACGAAAGAAGAAUUGCUGGCAUUCAGGGCGAGAAAAAUCGCUCUGAUCACUGGAAUCUCGGGACAGGAUGGUUCCUAUUUGGCUGAACUAUUACUGCAGAAAGGCUACGCAGUGCAUGGAGUUAUUCGAAGAUCCUCUUCAUUCAACACAUCUCGAAUUGAGCAUCUUUAUUCGAAUCCGGUCACACAUGAUGGUGGCUCAAAGUUCUUCCUUCACUAUGGUGAUAUGACCGAUUCGUCGUGUCUCAUCAAAUUAAUCUCAACGAUUCAACCGACUGAAGUCUAUCAUUUAGCUGCUCAAUCUCACGUAAAGGUUUCUUUCGAUCUUCCCGAGUACACGGCUGAAGUGGAUGCUGUAGGAACGCUGAGACUUUUAGAUGCGAUUCACGCAUGUGGAUUGACGAAUAAGGUCCGUUUCUAUCAAGCUUCCACCUCUGAGUUAUACGGGAAAGUGCAAGAAGUACCGCAAAAAGAAACCACGCCAUUCUAUCCACGAUCACCAUAUGCUGUCGCCAAAUUGUACGCUUAUUGGAUUGUAGUGAACUAUCGAGAGGCCUACAGUAUGUUUGCUUGUAAUGGAAUCCUUUUCAAUCACGAGUCGCCGAGGAGAGGAGAGACUUUCGUUACGCGAAAGAUCACUCGCGGUGUCGCCAAGAUCUCGUUGGGACAACAAGAAACAAUCGAAUUGGGUAAUUUGGACGCGAGAAGAGAUUGGGGACAUGCAAAAGAAUAUGUUGAGGCAAUGUGGCGGAUCUUGCAACACGAUGUGGCCGAGGAUUUCGUGAUCGCCACCGGGGAAUACACGAAAGUUCGAACUUUCGUUGAGAUGGCUUUCUUGGAAAUCAACAAGGAAAUUGUCUGGGAAGGCGAAGGUGUGAAUGAAGUUGGACGAGAGAAAGACACGGGAGUGAUUCGUGUAAAGGUAAACCCUAAAUACUACCGUCCAACAGAGGUCGAGCAAUUGCUUGGCGAUGCCACGAAGGCUCGCGAGAAACUUGGAUGGCAACCAAAAGUGACUCUAAAGGAACUUGUUUCCGAAAUGAUGAAAUGUGAUAUCGAUUUGAUGAAAGCGAACCCUAGGGCC
Molecule: messenger RNA, 3309 nt
Organism: Mesorhabditis belari
Lineage: Eukaryota; Metazoa; Nematoda; Chromadorea; Rhabditida; Rhabditidae
Source: the annotation of a GenBank genome assembly